Toxotes jaculatrix (banded archerfish) is the source of this 2752-nucleotide messenger RNA. It is a transcript of the gene nop2, whose product is annotated as NOP2 nucleolar protein homolog (yeast). Bases 125 to 2443 code for a protein of 772 amino acids. Gene Ontology annotation, cellular component: nucleolus. NCBI's taxonomy places the organism in Eukaryota, Metazoa, Chordata, Actinopteri, Toxotidae. Gene Ontology annotation, biological process: maturation of LSU-rRNA; rRNA base methylation. Gene Ontology annotation, molecular function: rRNA (cytosine-C5-)-methyltransferase activity; RNA binding. The record is from RefSeq and is a predicted model, not a curated record. The transcript has 16 exons.
GGAUACUGCUCUACAACGUGUUGAAGAAAAUUUCACGUGUGAACAUUUUUAUCUCCCACCGACAGUCAGACGUUGGAACAAAAAGUGACAGAUAAAUCGGCGGUGAACAGGUCUUGUCUUGGUCAUGGGUCGGAAGUUGGAUCCCACCAACAAGGUGAAGAGAGGGCCGGGGAAAAAAGCCAGGAAACAACAGGGAGCAGAGACCGAGUUGGCCAAGUUUAUAACUGAUGAGGAAACUGGAUCAAAACGUCUGUCAAGUAGAGCUAGGAAAAGAGCUGCAAAGAGAGUCCAGAAUUUGAAAAAGCCUAAAGAUGUUGCUGAGGAACAGCCCAAGAAAGGAUUCACUGAUGAGAACAGUAAAUGGUUGAAACCAGCAAAGAGGAAGCGCAAAAUUGAUGAACCUGAAAGUGAGGAUGACAGUGAUGAUCACUGGGAGGAAGAGGAGGAGGAGGAGGAAGAGCAGCAGCAGCAGAAGAAAAAAGGAGGAAAAGACCAAGGAAAGAAGGGUACAAAGUCAGCAGUGAAACAGCUAGAGGAAGAGGAGGAUGACGAUAACGGUGAAGACGUUGACGACGAUGAUGAUGAUGAUGACGACGAUGACGAGGAAAUGGUUGACGACUACGGCACGCUUGAUGAUGGUAGUGGAGAUGAAGCAGCAGAAGAAGAAAGUGAUGGAGAGGAGCUCCUUCCUAUUGAGCGUGCAGCCAAGAAAGAGAAAAAACUGAAAGAAACCAUGGCUCUAGACGAAGAUGAUGAUGACGAUGACGAUGAAGAUGAAGAUGAUGAUGAAGAGGAAGAGAAAUCAGAUGAUGACAUGGAUGAGGAAGACACGGUACAAACCAACAUAGAUGAAAUGGAUAAAUUUAGGCUACCCGGGGCAGAGGAGAGUGAGAAAGAAAGUGUCCUGCCUCUUGACCUGAAGACGAUUCAUCAAAGAAUAAAGGACAACAUCGAUGUCCUUUGUAAUUUCUCAACAAAAAGGGAGGAGGGGAAAGAGAGAGCAGAGUACAUCUCUCUGCUGAAGAAAGAUCUCUGCACCUAUUACAGCUACAACAACUUCCUCAUUGAGAAGUUAUUAGACCUUUUCCCUCUCUCAGAGCUGGUUGAUUUCCUUGAGGCCAAUGAGAUUCAGAGACCUGUCACUAUUCGGACCAACACGCUGAAAACGAGGAGGCGGGACCUUGCACAGGCCCUGAUCAACAGAGGAGUGAACCUUGAUCCAUUGGGCAAGUGGUCUAAAGUGGGUUUGGUGAUCUAUGACUCUUCAGUACCUAUUGGCGCAACGCCAGAGUACCUGGCUGGUCAGUACAUGCUGCAAGGAGCCUCCAGUUUUCUGCCUGUCAUGGCACUUUCUCCACAGGAGGGAGAGUUGGUGUUGGACAUGAGCUCAGCUCCAGGCGGCAAAACCACCUAUAUUGCUCAGCUGAUGAGGAAUACAGGGGUGAUCGUGGCUAACGAUGCUAACGCUGAAAGAUUGAAGAGUGUGGUGGGAAACAUCCACCGUCUGGGCGUCACCAACACCGUGGUCUGCAACUACGAUGGCAGGCAGUUCCCAAAGGUAAUGGGUGGGUUUGACAGAGUACUGCUUGAUGCUCCGUGCUCAGGCACAGGGGUCAUCUCUAAAGAUCCAGCUGUGAAGACCAGCAAGGAUGAGGCAGACAUCCUGCGCUCCGCUCACCUGCAGAAAGAGCUGAUUCUGUCUGCCAUAGACUCUGUCAAUGCUGAGUCUCCCUCAGGAGGAUAUCUGGUCUACUGCACAUGUUCGAUAAUGGUGGAGGAGAAUGAAUGGGUGGUGGACUACGCUUUAAAGAAAAGGAACGUCAAAUUAGUUCCCACAGGACUUGACUUUGGAAAGGAAGGCUUCACUAGGUUCAAAGAACGCAGAUUCCAUCCUUCUCUUCGACUGUCUCGGCGAUUUUACCCUCAUUCCCACAACAUGGACGGGUUUUUUGUGGCCAAACUGAAGAAGUUCUCCAAUGUAAUUCCAACUGUGCCAGCAGGGAAAGAAGAAGAGAAUUCAGAGGCUCCUGAUGUGACAGUAGUUACAGAAGCUCCUCAGGAGAAACCAUCCAAAAGCAACAAGACCAACAAGACUGUCACCGGUACGGCAGGCGGCUCAAAGAAAAAAGCCCAAGCCAAUGGAACAGCUGCCAAGGAAAAAGCAAACACCAAGUCAAAAGGCAAAAAAGACUUAUCCACUGGACCAAAAAAGGCAAAGGUCGCCAAGAUGGAUGGAGAGACUGUGAAAGUGUCAGAGGCCAAGAAGCCUGCAGUGAAGACAACUGAGGAGACUAAAGCAUCAAAAGCUGACAAAAAGGAAGGGAGCAGAUUUGAGAAAAAACAGGCCAAAAAGACAAAAUCACCCAUGAAGGCAAAGAAUAGAAUGGGAAAGAAUAAAUUCAAAAAGCUGAAGAAUAUGUUGAAAAAACAAGAAGGAAAAUGACAUUGGAAACAGUGGGUGAACAUGUGCUAGAUAAUGUAAGAGCUUUUUAGAGCUUGGUCACAGUCACAGAUCCAUUUCCCUUCAGUUCAAGUCAGUAUGCUCUACUGUCCUUUCAGAGCAGCGAUACUGUAUUUGUCAUAUAUGAUUGUAACACAGUGUUGUACAGAUGGAUUGGACUGGUCAGUUAUUCUCAUUUAAGUUUAGUCCUCCUUUUAUUUGUAUUGCAGAAUAUUCAUUGUGUUUGUUGAUUUAAUUUCAGGGUGGGACAGCUUUCAGAAAUCUGUGAUACAUAAUAAAUCUUUUAAGAUA